Molecule: messenger RNA, 1441 nt
Organism: Dermatophagoides farinae (American house dust mite)
Lineage: Eukaryota; Metazoa; Arthropoda; Arachnida; Sarcoptiformes; Pyroglyphidae
Gene: Bap55
Product: Brahma associated protein 55kD
Source: RefSeq, a predicted model, not a curated record
CAACGAUUUUUUUUCGAACAAAAGAUUUUUUUCAAAUUCAUUUGUCCCUAAUUAUUGCAUAAUUUAUCAUUAUAAAUUAAUCAUGAGUGGUGGUAUAUACGGUGGUGAUGAAAUGGGCGCUUUAGUAUUCGAUGCUGGCCAUCAUUCAUUUCGUGCCGGUUUCGCUGGUGAAGAUUGUCCAAAAACUGAUGUUCCAUCAUUAAUUGGCUACAUUGAUGAUCCAUCCGAAUCGAAUAUUAAAAUGGACAUUGAUUCUCAAUAUGAUACCAAUGCAAAUAACAUCACUUCAACACAACGUCGAUACAUUUUCGAUACACCGGGUAUAAAAAGUCCUCGAUCUCAUAUGGAAUUGACAACAUUUCUAAAGGAUGGAAUGAUCGAAAAUUGGGAUCUUUUCGAAAAAAUGCUUGAUCAUAUCUAUAAAAAACAUCUAAAUCUAGAUGCAUCUUUACAUCCCGUAUUAUUUUCAGAAGCACCAUGGAAUGCUCGUAGUAAACGUGAAAAAUUAUGUGAAUUAAUGUUUGAAAAAUACAAUAUACCGGCAUUUUUCUUGGUCAAAAAUGCUGUAUUAGCAGCAUUUGCUAAUGGACGUGCUACCGGUGUUGUUCUUGAUUCUGGACAGAAUCAAACAUCAGCUGUUCCUGUACAUGAUGGUUAUGUAAUACAACAGGCUAUCAUACAAUCACCAUUGGCUGGAAAUUUUGUCACCAAUCAAUGUCAACAAUAUUUCAAUGAAAAGAAUAUUGAUAUCGUUCCCUAUUAUAUGAUUGCAUCGAAAGAAACUGUUAAAGAAAGUGAACCAGCACGUUGGACAAAACGGUCAAACAUUCCGGAUAAUUUGACAAAAUCCUGGCGAAACUAUAUGAUCAACGAAACGAUUCAUGACUUUAAAGCAUCAGCAUUACAAGUCGGUGAUACUGCUUAUAAUAAAGAUGUUGCCGAAACGAUGCCAGCCAUACAUUAUGAAUUUCCAAAUGGCUACAAUAUGGAUCUAACAUCGGAUCGUUUUCUAAUUCCCGAAGCAUUAUUCGAUACAUCACAGAUCAAAGGCUUUACAUCUACUGUAAUGGGAAUGUCACAGAUUGUCACACAAAGUAUUGGAUUAUGUGAUCUAGAAGUACGUUCAUCAUUACAUGGUUCAGUUAUUGUUACUGGUGGUAAUACAUUGAUCAGUGGUUUUACUGAUCGAUUAAAUCGAGAUUUGACAACAAAAACUCCAGCUAGUAUGCGAUAUAAAUUAAUCAUACCAAGUUCAACAUCUGAACGUCGUUAUGCAUCCUGGAUUGGUGGAUCAAUAUUGGCUUCUUUGAAUUCAUUUCAACAAAUGUGGGUUUCCAAACAAGAAUAUGAAGAAGAAGGAAAAGGACAAGUGGAACGUAAAUGUCCGUGAGAAUGUGUGGAACUGCUGGAACCAAAACAAUAAAAUUGCUUCGAUAACCCC